UUUUAAAAAUUGCCUUUUCUCCCUCCUCCCCCCACACUAUUGAGACAGAAAGACAAAACCCCCUGUUACGAACAUGUUUAGUCAAGCAAAUCAAGUUUCUGCAUUGGCCACAUCCAAGACGCAAAGUCGCCUCCAGUCUUUCACCUAUCUACAGGAGUUUCGAAAAAACGUCCAGGAUGUGCUGGCCGACAUGCCCAACCCUGACGACUAUUUCCUCCUUCGCUGGCUCCGAGGAGCUGAGCACGUCAUGGGCUGCAUUCUGCAUGCCCCUUGUGUUCCAGAUGAAGAAACUGAGGACAGAGCGAGGAACGAGACUUUAUUAAGUGCCCGCCAUGUGCCAGACGCUCGAAGUUUUGACCUGCAGAAAUCUGAGGCCAUGCUCCGGAAGCACAUGGUAUUCCGGAAGGAAGAGGACCUGGCCAACAUCAUGAACUGGCAGCCCUCUGAGGCCCUCCAGUUAUAUGACACAGGCGGCUUGAGUGGUUAUGACCGAGAGGGCUGCCCUGUGUGGUUGGACGCCACUGGCUGCUUGGAUCCCAAAGGGCUGCUUCUGUCCAGCAGUAAAUCAGCAGUGGUGAAGAAACGCAUCCAGAUCUUGACGUUCCUCCUUCAGGAAUGUGAGCUACAAAGUGAGAAGCUGGAAAAGAAGAUUGAAACUUUCAUUAUAGUAUUUGACCUGGAGUAUCUGGGUCUGAAACACUUUUGGAAGCCAGCUAUGGAAGUCUACCAGGAGUUUUUCUCCACAUUUGAGAACAACUUUCCCGAGACUGUCAAGUAUCUUAUUGUUGUCAAAGCUCCUAAACUGUUCCCUGUAGCCUACAACUUGGUCAAACCCUUCAUUUCAGAGGAGACACGUAAAAAGAUUUUGGUUCUGGGAGCAAACUGGAAAGAGGAUUUGCAGAAAUUAAUCCACCCUGACCAGUUGCCUGCAGAGUAUGGGGGAACCCUAACAGAUCCUGAUGGGAACCCCAAAUACCUGACCAAGAUUAAAUAUGGGGGCGUGGUCCCCAAGAGAUACUACCUACAGAACCAGAUGAAAAUGCAGUAUGAGCAUACAGUGUCUGUCAAUCGGGGCUCCUCCCACCAGGUGGAGACUGAGAUCCUCUUCCCAGGCUGCGUCUUCAGGUGGCAGUUCAUGUUGGAUGGGUCGGACAUUGGCGUGGGGAUUUACCUAAAGACAAAGAUGGGUGAGCGCCAGAGGGCCAAGGAGAUGAUUGAGGUGCUGCCCACCCAGAAGUACAACUCUCACCUGGUCCCUGAGGAUGGCACUCUCACCUGCACAGAGCCGGGUGUCUAUGUCCUGCGGUUUGACAACACCUACAGUCUGGUCCACUCCAAGAAGGUCAGCUACACGGUGGAAGUUUUACUCCCUGACAAAGCCUUUGAAGAGAAGAUCCAGAAACUGUAGGCAAGUCUGACCAUGGCCACCAUUCUACCCCUUCCAAUCUUCUGCCCACUGUUUGGUUCUUACUGCUCAUGGACUCCACUCUGGAUCCCUUUUGUCCUCUGGCUGGCUUUCUCCACCCAGGAGAAGUGCCAUGGGGUCUGCCUUUGACCAAGACACUGUGUGGGGAUGGGGAGCUGGUAAAAAGUGAGGUGCUUCAAGGUCAUUACCAAAUAUGGCUUAGUGAAUGUACACAAUGAAUGAAUGAAUGAAUGAAUGAAUGAAAAAUCAUUUCUUUAGCCCCUACUG
Phascolarctos cinereus (koala) is the source of this 1693-nucleotide messenger RNA. The record is from RefSeq and is a predicted model, not a curated record. NCBI's taxonomy places the organism in Eukaryota, Metazoa, Chordata, Mammalia, Diprotodontia, Phascolarctidae.